AGCCAACUUCGCAAUUUUCACACAACAUAAACGAAAUUUUGUGAAAUUCCUUGUUGAGGUUAGAAUUUUCUGGAAAAUUUUUAUUGUAUUAUUUUGACUGUUUUGUUGCUGUGAAAAUUCACGAAGAAAAUGCCUCAGAAUCGUCGAAAAAUUGCCUUUAGUGGGAAGAAGAAGAAAGCUCAACUUGCGGAACGGAAACAGAAGAAAAUAGUUCAUGCCAAUCCAUUCCUCCUGAAUAAAACCUUAAAAGAGGAGGCAUCUGAUGAUCAGUCUGACAAAAAGGGCGAGGGGUUGGAAGUACAGAGGAUCAACUUCCAGCCUGGAUCGGAUGGACGUGCAAAUAGGUAUGCUUUUCACUUCUACCGGGAAUCCGAUAAGCAGCUGAAGGAGGCACGAGAGGAAGCGAGGAAACCCCUCAAUCCCGUGCCGAGAGAAGCCCUCGAGACGGGAGAUGAUUUCUUCCUGGGAUACGACUUCCCGCAGAGGCCACCGUGGAAUUUUGAGAUGUCCAAGCAGAAGCUCGAAUGGAAUGAAAAUAAAUACUUCAGGGAUUACAUGCAAAAUCUCGAGAAGAUUCACUACGACGAGAAGAAGAUUCUGAGCUAUUGCGAAUUGAAUUUGGAGACUUGGCGUCAACUGUGGCGUGUCCUGGAGAUUUCAGACAUGUUCCUCCUCAUUGCGGACAUUCGCUUCCCAACGCUCAUGUUUCCCCCGUCGCUGUAUCACUACAUCCGCGGGGAGCUGGGCAAGAGUAUGAUUCUUGUGCUGAAUAAAAUUGAUCUCGUUGCUCCGGAAGUUGUUCUCGCGUGGAAGAAGUAUUUCGAGGAGAAGUAUCCAGCCCUGCACAUCCUCACCUUCACGUCGUUCCCAUCGUACAACCUGCGGGGGCCUCAGGGCUCCUCGACGGGGAUUCUCAUUCGACGACGGCGUGGGAAGAUGCGAAUGGCAGCUGAAGGGGCGCACGAGGUGUACAAGGCUGUCAGUGAUAUUAUCGGCAAUACCCUCGACAUCUCCAGCUGGGAAAAGAAAAUCCUCGAGGAGCUCAACAUAAGCGACGGGGAUGACGAAGAUGAGGAAGUCCAUACGCCAGAUGUGCACGAGGAGGAGAAAGAUCUGGAUUUCCAGAAGUACGUCCCUCACAAGAAUGGAAUCCUCACAAUUGGCUGCCUUGGAUUCCCAAAUGUGGGAAAAUCAUCUCUCAUGAAUGCCCUCAUGGGAAGGAAGGUUGUCAGUGUAAGCCGAACACCGGGGCACACAAAACACUUCCAGACAAUCUUUCUGACACAGAAUGUCCGGCUCUGUGACUGUCCGGGUUUGGUGUUCCCCUCAUCGGCUCCACGAUGCCUCCAAGUGCUAAUGGGAAGCUAUCCCAUUGCCCAGCUGAGGGAGCCUUAUGCUUCCAUCCGGUACCUCUGUGAACGUGUUGAUCUCAUAACUUUGCUCGGUCUCAAGCAUGAGUACCACGACCCAGCAGAUGGAUGGUCACCAAUCAUUGUCUGCGAUGAAUGGGCCAUAAAGAGGGGCUUCCUGACAGCCAGAGUGGCACGACCUGCAACGUACCGAAGUGCAAAUCACAUCCUCCGAAUGGCUCUAGAUGGGAAAUUCAGCCUCCACCUCCUGCCGCCGGACUUUAUCAAAAAUGAGGCAUACUGGUUGGAUCAUCCGGAACUCAAAGACAUCAUUGCCAUCCAGAGCAAGGAUCCAAAGCUCAGUGAGAUCAGCUUUGUCAACUUCACAGAUUCGGAGGAUGAAAAUGAGGACAGCACCGAUGGCGAAGGGGAUGAGCAGCAAGACGGAGAGACCAUCCCAACGACGUCAAAUGCAUUCUCAGUAUUGCUGAAAGCUGAUGAUGCUUAAUUAAUACCUACUACAGACCUUGCCGUUGCACGCUGAAUAUGAAGAAAAUGCGUCGUUUUUUGUGAUUUAAUUGCAAUUUCCGUGAAAUUUUCUUUGAAUAAAAUGUUUCUUCACGAA
This is a messenger RNA of Lutzomyia longipalpis, 1974 nucleotides long. It is a transcript of the gene Ns4, whose product is annotated as guanine nucleotide-binding protein-like 1. Bases 130 to 1857 code for a protein of 575 amino acids. The record is from RefSeq and is a predicted model, not a curated record. Lineage: Eukaryota; Metazoa; Arthropoda; Insecta; Diptera; Psychodidae. The transcript has 3 exons. Gene Ontology annotation, molecular function: GTPase activity; GTP binding.